Messenger RNA from Betta splendens (Siamese fighting fish), 5051 nucleotides. Its product is annotated as protein NLRC3-like. Gene Ontology annotation, molecular function: protein binding. Bases 141 to 3458 code for a protein of 1105 amino acids. The record is from RefSeq and is a predicted model, not a curated record. NCBI's taxonomy places the organism in Eukaryota, Metazoa, Chordata, Actinopteri, Anabantiformes, Osphronemidae. The transcript is spliced from 10 exons.
UCUAAAGUCGCCGGCGUCAGUGUUUCCAGCAGCAGUGAUCCAGCUUUGGCACCUUCAGCUCCAAUGACUGGACUUUUUAAUCUGUGAGGAGAGCCAGGUCCCAGUGUGUCUGCUGUCAGCAUCACUGCUGUAAGUCUCCAAUGCUUAGUUGCAGAAAGUGCGAAUUCAGCAGCAUGAAUCAGUGUGAGGACAGAAACGAGGAAGCCCCUCCCUCUGAAACCUGUCUGUGUUGGGACCAUGAGAACCAGAACAAAGCUCAGUGCUUUGUGUCCUUGAAGAGCAAUGAGUCAAAGAGCCAGCCUAUUGCUUUUAAAGGCCAACCUGUAUUACAGUCUAAAGUGGACCUGCAGAGCUCAGAGGUUCCCAGUGACCAGCCUGUCCAGCAGCACCAAACACACCUGGACUCCAUAUUUAUGCUGCUGGAGGAAAACAUUGUCACUUUUGUGAAGAAGGAGUUAAAGGAGAUCCAGAAGCUUCUGCGUCCAGAUUACCCAGAAUGCUUAGAGAGUCAGAGGGAGGAUGAGGAGAAGUUAGAUGGUGAGGAUGAGGAGCACAGGAGGAGCAGCAGAGAUGCAUUUCUGAAGAUCACACUGAACUUCCUGAGGAGGAUGAAGCAGGAGGAGCUGGCUGACUGUCUGCAGAGCAAGUCUUCAGUUCCGGUUUGUUGGCAUCAACUUAAAUCUCAGCUGAAGCAGAAGUUCCAGUUUGUUUUUGCAGGCAUUGCUAAAGCUGGAAACCCAACCCCUCUGAACCAGUUCUACACAGAGCUCUACAUCACAGAGGGAGGAACUGGAGAGGUCAACGAUGAACAUGAGAUCAGACACAUUGAAACAGCCUCCAGGAAACAAUGCAAAGCAGAAACAUCCAUCAGACCUGAAGACAUCUUUAAAGGCUCAGCUGGAAGAGACAGAGCCAUCAGAACAGUGAUGACAAAGGGAGUGGCUGGCAUUGGGAAAACAGUCCUAACACAGAAGUUCACUCUGGACUGGGCUGAAGGCAAAGCCAACCAGGACAUACACUUCACAUUUCCAUUCACCUUCAGAGAGCUGAAUGUGCUGAAGGAGCAAAAGUUCAGCUUAGUGGAACUUGUUCAUCACUUCUUCACUAAAACCAAAGCAGCAGGAAUCUACAGGCUUGACCAGUUCCAGGUUGUUUUCAUCUUGGACGGUCUAGAUGAGUGUCGACUUCCUCUGGACUUCAACAAGACAAAAACCCUAACUGAUGUCACAGAGUCCACCUCAGUGGAUGUGCUGCUGACAAACCUGAUCAGGGGGAACCUGCUUCCCUCUGCUCACCUCUGGAUCACCACACGACCUGCAGCAGCCAAUCAGAUCCCUCCUCGGUGUGUUGACCUGGUGACAGAGGUCAGAGGGUUCACUGACCCACAGAAGGACGAGUACUUCAGGAAGAGGUUCACAGAUGAGCAGCAGGCCACAACAAUCAUCUCCCACAUCAAGACGUCACGAAGCCUCCACAUCAUGUGCCACAUCCCAGUCUUCUGCUGGAUCACUGCUACGGUUCUGGAGGAUGUGUUGAAAACCAGAGAGGGAGGAGAGCUGCCCAAGACCCUGACUGAGAUGUACAUCCACUUCCUGGUGGUUCAGACCAAAGUGAAGAACAUCAAGUAUGAGGGAGGAGCUGAGACAGAUCCACUCUGGAGUCCAGAGAACAGGGAGAUGAUUGAGUCACUGGGAAAACUGGCUUUUAAACAGCUGCAGAAAGGAAACCUGAUCUUCUAUGAGUCAGACCUGACAGAGUGUGGCAUCGAUAUCAGAGCAGCCUCAGUUUACUCAGGAGUGCUCACACAGAUCUUUAAAGAGGAGAGAGGACUGUACCAGGACAAGGUGUUCUGCUUCGUCCAUCUGAGUGUUCAGGAAUUUCUGGCUGCUCUUCAUUGUCAUCUGGCCUUUAUCAAGUCUGGAGUCAAUCUGUUUUCACAACAAUAUUCAAAUUGUCUAUGUUCUAAACUGUUGAGCUGUUGUAGAAAGAAACCUGACCCAACACAGUUCUACCAUGAUGCUGUGGACGAGGCCUUACAGAGUCUAAAUGGAUGCCUGGACCUGUCCCUUCGUUUCCUCCUGGGUCUUUCACUGCAAAGCAACCAGAUUUUCCUACAAGGUUUAAUGACACAGACAGGAAAUAGAUUAAAUGUCAAUCAGGCAACUGUUCUGUACAUCAAGGAGAAGAUCUCAGAGUCUUCUUCUUCAGAGCAAAGCAUCAACCUGUUCCACUGUCUGAAUGAACUGAAUGAUUGUUCUCUAGUGGAGGAGAUCCAACAGCACCUAAGAUCAGGAAGUAUUUCUACAUCUAAACUGUCUCCUGCUCAGUGGUCAGCGCUGGUCUUCUUCUUAUUGUCAUCAGACAAAGACUUUGACGUAUUUGAUCUGAAUAAAUUCUCUUCAUCAGAGGAGGCUCUUCUGAGACUGCUGCCUGUGGUUAAAGUCUCCAACAAAGCUCUUCUGAGUGGCUGUAACCUGUCAGAGAGAAGCUGUGAAGCUCUGUCCUCAGUUCUCAGCUCUCAGUCAUCUAGUCUGAGAGAACUGGACCUGAGUAACAACGACCUGCAGGAUUCAGGAGUGAAGUUACUGUCUGAUGGACUGAAGAGUCCUCACUGUCAACUGGAGACUCUCAGGCUGUCAGGUUGUCUGGUCACAGAGGAAGGCUGUGUUUCUCUGGCCUCAGCUCUGAGCUUUAACCCCUCCCAUCUGAGAGAGCUGGACCUAAGCUACAACCAUCCAGGAGAAUCAGGAGAAAAGCUGCUGUUUGCUGGACUGGAGGAUCCACACUGGAGACUGGACACUCUCAGGAUGGAGCCUAGUGGAGUCCAAUGGUUGAGACCAGGUCUGAGGAAGUAUUUCUGUCAACUCACAAUUGACACAAACACCGUGAACAGAAAACUACAACUGUCUGACAACAACAGGAAGGUGACACGUGUGAUUAAGGAUCAGCCAUAUCCUGAUCAUCCAGACAGAUUUGACUGGAAUCCUCAGCUGCUGUGUAGUAAUGGUCUGACUGGUCGCUGUUACUGGGAAGUUGAGUGGAGAGGACAGGUUGAUAUAUCAGUAAGUUACAGAGGAAUCAAAAGAAGAGGAGACAGUAAAGACUGUUUAUUUGGAUGGAACAAACAGUCCUGGAGUCUAUUCUGCUCUGAUGAUGGAGGUUCUUCUGUCCGUUACAAUAACAAAGACACGUCCAUCUCCUUCUCUGUGUCUAACAGAGUAUCAAUGUAUGUGGACUGUCCUGCUGGUUGUCUGUCCUUUUACAGUGUCUCCUCUGACAAACUGAUUCACCUUCACACCUUCUACAAAACAUUCACUGAACCACUUUAUGCUGGGUUUGGAGUCUGGCCUGGUUCCUCAGUGUCUCUGUGUAGAAUUUUGGACAAAAAGGCUACUAAAUUGAUCUCAAACAUCUGCUCAGGGGCCUCUGUCCACUGUCCCACUGUUAAAAAUAGCUAAAUGCUACACACAGACUGGACAAAUUCCUUUUCUGGGUGAUAUUUAAUACAUUCCUCGGCCAGAUCAAUCUAGAUCAGUGGCCAGACUGACAGAAUACCCAAAAGACACAACUACUUUACUAGGCCUUGUUACAAACUGCUACACUGCUCACCCACAAACAAGACCAAUGUCGACAUCUAGGGCCAACCAAAUCUUCAACUGGGAAAUAUUAACCCCACUAACUAAGGCCUGCUCAACUUGAAGCUGAGGCCAGACAACAAACUCUAUGGAGAACUUCAAACUCAAGGCGUGCUUAUAAAGGAGUAGAGGCCAGACCAAAGGACAGAAGGGUGAGAACCCACAUGCAAGGACUCAUAUCACAUGUUUAUGAAUAAUUAAAUUUAAUAAGGAACACAAACGACAAAAACAGUAAUCACUGCAUACUGUAGCAGGAUGAUGACGCUAACACAAAAAGAUAAAGGCUGAAUACACAAACUGAAGUUACACAAACUCUGAAUCCCUGCCAAAGACGUGAAAUCAUAGAGUACGUACGAAUGUACCUGCAAACACUGCAGGACUGCAAGGCACACACAGGUGAAAAAGACAAUACAAGAUUCAUAAUAAAAAGUACAGAAAAACCUUUGAUGCAACCAGGACGCAAACUCACACAGAGAUUGGAAGCAGCAGGCAUACAGUAUACCACAUCAUCAACAGACCAACAAAGGCAAAGAGACUGGGAAGCCCUUCAAUAGAGAGUAUGGUGUAGGUGAUCAGCAUAAUCAGACCAGGCACAGACAGGAAAGAUAACAGAAACGACAUGAUACCAUAAACACUACACAACAGCCCCUCCAAUAAUUGGAGGGCUGAAUUGUCACAGACCUGCUAUUCAGUAAGGUGAGGCCAGACUGACUGACAAUGGCAAAGACUCAUGUACACAACAUGUACAAGAAUUAAUACCUUCAUCAGACACUAGACACCAUAAAUACAUUCAGUGUAAAACAAUGAAAUACAACAGAGAUAGUUAAAAAAAAUAUGAAAAUUCACUACAUUGAAGACAAUAUGUCUUCAUCUAUAAUCGUUUCAUGUCUGUGCUAAUUUUGAGUCUUUGUUGUAGUGAGUCAGUGUAAUCUAAAUUAGUUCCCUUUCAUUUAGCUCAGAAAGUAUUAGUAUCAGUUUAAUGCCAUAUGUGUUUAUUGAAACAACAAAUCAUGUCCAGUAUGAGCAUGUAUCUCCAUAUAAAACACAAAGGUCACUUGUUAGGGGAUAACAAUGUUUCACUUCCUGGACAAAGUACAUAACUGAAUUGAAGACUAAAGAAGCUAAGUGUAUAGAUAACUGUGGUGGUGUUUCACCGUAGAGGAACAACAUCCAGAUUCAUCAACUCUACUUCCAGUUGUCAUCCGAAACCUCAUUAAUACCAGUACUGUAUAUCUAGACUACUACUCCCAUCAGCCACCUCUGGACUACAGUCUGGAAGUUGUUUCACGUGGAAAACAGAUGAGAGCAGGUAGCAGCAGGAGAAAAAUAUAAAAGGUGUUGAUAAAGCCGUUGUCAAGUGAAAAGUUCUCAUAUGCUGUGAAUUUGAAUAUAUAAAUAAAUAAAUAUAUAAAUGUG